CAUCCUCCGGCCGACACCUUGCAGCUCUGCGUCGGCUGCCGCUGCUUAAUCUUCCAGCUGGCGCAUGCCAACGCUGCGCCGCGGAACCUCCGCGGCUUCCUUUUGGACCACCGCGUGACGUUCGCCGGGUUCUGGAACCACUCGGAUCGCCGGAAACUGGAGAACUCCUGGCUCGGCCUCAGGAUGCGUACGGACCCUGUGGAUCUGAGGUUGUGCACGGAGACCGACGGCGGCUGGAACCUGAAGCGCGCUUCGGUUAACACGAUUGUGGAGGAGUGUCUCGGCUUUGAAGUGGAGCAGAGGAAAGAGAUCGGCAUCAGCGAUUGGGACGAAGAGUUUCUGAGCCAUGAACAGGUUGAGUAUGCGACCGUCGACGCUCAUUGUGCUUUCCUCAUCGCUAGGGAUUGCAAAGUUUGGAAUUUCAGGGAUUAGCUCGAUGGAUGAAGAAUCAUGUGACGGAGAAGAGGUUUUCAUCGAUGAUGAUGAAGAUGAAGAUAUGACUACGAUAGUGAAUAUUAAUUGAAUGAAAUGUGUACUUAAUC
This is a messenger RNA of Arachis duranensis, 542 nucleotides long. RefSeq lists its product as uncharacterized. The annotation marks the transcript as partial. Gene Ontology annotation, cellular component: nucleus; cytoplasm. The record is from RefSeq and is a predicted model, not a curated record. The transcript is spliced from 2 exons. Gene Ontology annotation, molecular function: 3'-5' exonuclease activity; nucleic acid binding. Lineage: Eukaryota; Viridiplantae; Streptophyta; Magnoliopsida; Fabales; Fabaceae. Gene Ontology annotation, biological process: nucleobase-containing compound metabolic process.